GUAGUAGAAGUACAGUACAGUAGAACUGAGGAAUUCCUCCUGUGCGUUUGUUUUUGCGACGACCCAAAAUUGGGGGCGAAACCCAGCCAAUCCAGCCAGCCCCCCACGAUCCCAAUCCCCGAGAAAUCCGCGAUCGGAGCCCUAAUCCCUCCCAAAUCCCAUCUCCGGCCGGCCAAAUGCUUCCCGCCGGCGAUGGCCCGUCGGGCGCCGUCGCCGCUCUGUCCUUCCCGGACGCGGACGGCGACGACUACUCCGAAGACGGCGACUUUACCGACGCGCCGUUUCUCGAGCCGCCCGAUCCGGGCCUUCCCGACCCCACCUCCUCCUCCGCCACCGCCCUGCUCCCCGCCGGCGGCGGCAGCGGCGGCCAGGCCUCGUCCGGCGGCGAGCGGCGGCCCCUCUUCCAGCGCCUCUGGACGGAGGAGGACGAGAUCGUGAUCCUCCGCGGCUUCGCGGAGUUCACCGCCGCGCGCGGCACGGCCUUCGCGUCGCACCAGUACGACACGGACCCCUUCUACGAGGACAUGCGCCGCCGCCUCCAGCUCGACUUCUCCAAGAGCCAGCUCGUCGAGAAGCUCCGCCGCCUCAAGCGCAAGUACCGCAACUGCGUCUCCCGCCUCCGCGGCUCCGGCGCCGCCUUCUCCUUCCGCUCCCCGCACGAGCAGGCCAUUUUCGAGAUCGCGCGCAACAUCUGGCGCCCCGCCAACAAGCACGGCAAGGACCCCUCGGCCGACUCCGACGACGAAGAAGCUGUCGUUGCCGUCGCCGCCGCCGCGGUUGCCGCCACAGCCGUCCCUGUGAUCACCAGCCCCAAUGGGAAUGGGGAAGUCAAAUCACCCUCAGGCUCAGGGCGGCAGCGCCGCCGAAGACGCUCCUCAGAGUCCACCCCUGCAACCGCCCCUGUCCCUGCCACCAUUUUGGUGCAACCCCCUCAGCCAGUGCAGGUGCCUGUGUCAAUCCCUGUCAAGAUAGAUGAUUCGCUGCCAGCGCUGCCCCAGACUCCAAUGCCUGUGACGGUGACCAUGGAGGGAUCAGAGCCUCUCAGAUUUCCGGUCAUGUCACCUCAGUCAGGGGUUGUUGAUGUUGACAAGAAUUGUCUGACACCUCUGUUUAAGGAGAUGAUUCAUGCAGUGAUACAUGCUGGAUCCAACCCGUUCGGUGUGAAACUGCCUGAGCCACCGCUUGGGUUGCCCAUGGAUGGCGAGAAGUGGAGAAAUCAACGAAUUCUAGAGCUGGAGGUGUACUUGAAGCGGAUCGAACUGCUGCAGGACCAGGUGAAGGCGGCGCUUGAGGAGCUCAAGUCCUCCACACCUGAGAAUUGAGGCAUUUCAAUUAGGAACUGAUAAGGUGACCCUUGUCAUAGGAUUAUUGCUGCAGUUCUCAGGGUAAAUGUUUAGGUUUUCCUCUUUUUUUUUUUUUUUUUUUGCAGAUUUUCGUUCAUAAAAGAAUAUUGUUAACAGGAUUGGGACUUGCGACUAGUUUAUUUCUGGUUCUAAUUGUUCAUCUGAUAUUUAGCCGUGGUUUAUUUCUGUAUAAUGUAGGUGUUUCUUUUUGUCUGUGUUUAA
Molecule: messenger RNA, 1565 nt
Organism: Lolium perenne
Lineage: Eukaryota; Viridiplantae; Streptophyta; Magnoliopsida; Poales; Poaceae
Product: probable transcription factor At5g28040
Biological process (GO): regulation of DNA-templated transcription
Cellular component (GO): nucleus
Source: RefSeq, a predicted model, not a curated record